AUGACAACCACAACUAGCCUUUGGCAACCAGAUACCGAAUCCAACAACUUUAGCUUGUCCCAAUUCUGGGUGGUGCAUUUAGCUGGACAAACAAAAACUACACUCGAAGCUGGAUGGCAGGUGUUUCCAUCGAUGUAUGGGAAUAACGAGCCUCAUCUGUUCGUUUACUGGACAGCAGAUGAUUACCAGGACACUGGAUGCUACAAUCUGGAGUGCCCCGGUUUUGUACAAGUGAGCAACAAGAUUGUCCCAGGGGCUACUCUAAGGCCAGCUUCUCAACGCGGAGGACCUCAGACAUUACUUGGCUUCCUCGUUUACCAGGACCCCGAGACGACGAACUGGUGGCUUCGAGUGGAGGACGAGUACGUUGGCUACUGGCCGGGCUCGGUGGUUCCGAAUCUCGCCAAUGGUGCCACACAUGUAGACUUUGGCGGAGAAGUUUUCUACCACAAAGGUAGCGAGCACACGACAACGCAGAUGGGAAGUGGCGAGUUCCCAGAGGCCGGGUUUAAAAACGCAGCCUAUCACCGAGACAUGUACCAUGUUCUCCUCGGUAACGAUCACGCUUUGCACUACACGCUGUUGGCUCUCAACGAGUGGGACCAGCGCUGA
Molecule: messenger RNA, 612 nt
Organism: Selaginella moellendorffii
Lineage: Eukaryota; Viridiplantae; Streptophyta; Lycopodiopsida; Selaginellales; Selaginellaceae
Exons: 6
Coding region: 1-612 (203 amino acids)
Source: RefSeq, a predicted model, not a curated record